AUAAUUCGUUAAACAAAUGAAAUUAUACAUCACUAAUAAAACUAAAAAAAUUUUCAUAACUUAAAAUGAAUAUUUCCUCUUUCAGUUUUCCCCCCUAAUGCCAUCCAAUUUAGAUUUUAGAAGCCUAAAGACCAACUCAUUUUCAUUUUCAUUUUCAUUUUCAUUUUCAUUUUCUUCAAUCAAACACUAAACCCGAGCUGUAUAGCUCAAUUAUUGCAUCAAUGGCUGCUCUAUUUCCUCCGCGUAUCUAAACUUGUUCCUGAAAAUUUUCAACUUUCAUAGCUAAGUUGUUAUUGAUGCUAUUUCAAUUUCGCGGUUCUUGACACGAAUGCAACUUGGGUUUUCUAGAUCGCGUUCAGAUCUUCACACCUCCUGAUCUGGCUAAAAAAAGUUUGAUUUUUGUUUGAAAUUGGAACAAAAGGGACUUUGAGGGUUUGGCAGCAGAGUUGCAUUAAUUAGUUCAUGUUUUGCAUUUGAUGGUGGAGAAGAUCUGUGUGAAGUUGGCUUGAUGAUUGGUGUAGAUCCUUUACCACUCUUUGCAUUGUGGCUAGUGAUUUGCUUAAGAGUGGUUGAGUUCGUUUGAAGAAGUUUGUGAUCUGUGGCUCAAAGUGAUGAUCAAGAACAUACUCAAUAGGAUUCCUCGGAAGCAAGGGAAGUUAGGAGAGAGUCGCGAUGGAGGAGCCUUGUCUCUCUCCUCAACUGCUUCAACUACUUUAAAAAGCAAUUCAAAUGCUGCUGUAGUCGGGUUGAAUCAGAUUCCAAACUCUGGUCUGAGUUAUGGGAACAAGAUUCUCGAACACGAUCCAUCAAAUGUGAAGGCAAACGUGGUUGUUGGAACUGUGGCGUAUGAGGCUCUUCCUAGUUUUAGAGACGUCCCCAAUGCUGAGAGGCAUACCUUGUUUAUCAGAAAACUGAGCUUGUGUUGUGUGGUGUUUGACUUCACUGAUCCCUCGAAAAGCUUGAAAGAGAAAGACAUUAAACGACAGACAUUAGUGGAGCUAGUGGAUUAUGUUACUUCGGCAAAUGGCAAGUUCAAUGAAACUGCUAUGCAAGAGAUAGUAAGGAUGGUAUCUGUGAAUUUGUUCCGCACAAUCUCUACUCAGCCUCGUGAGAACAAGGCUGUAGAAGGCUUUGAUUUGGAAGAAGAGGAGCCCUUAAUGGAUCCAGCGUGGCCCCAUUUGCAAAUUGUCUACGAAUUCCUCCUCAGGUUUGUAGCUUCCCCAGAGACGGAUGCAAAGAUGGCAAAACGCUAUGUUGAUCACUCUUUUGUCCUGAGAUUAUUAGACCUUUUCGACUCAGAAGAUCCUCGAGAGAGGGACUACUUAAAGACUGUCCUGCACAGGAUAUAUGGAAAGUUCAUGGUGCAUCGGCCAUUCAUUAGAAAGGCGAUCAACAACAUAUUCUACCGCUUCAUUUUUGAAACGGAGAAGCAUAAUGGUAUAGCUGAGCUGUUAGAGAUCUUAGGAAGCAUUAUAAAUGGAUUCGCGUUGCCACUCAAGGAAGAGCACAAGCUCUUCCUUGUUCGUGCUCUGAUUCCACUACACAAACCAAAGUGCGUGUCAACGUACCAUCAGCAACUAUCUUACUGCAUCACACAGUUUGUGGAGAAGGACUGCAAACUCGCUGAUACCGUCAUAAGGGGCUUGCUCAAAUAUUGGCCUAUCACCAGUAGUUCUAAGGAGGGUAUGUUCUUAGGUGAGCUCGAGGAAGUUUUGGAAGCAACCCAGCCUCCCGAGUUCCAGCGUUGUAUGGUCCCACUUUUCCGCCAGAUUGGCCGUUGCUUGAGCAGUUCCCACUUUCAGGUUGCUGAGAGGGCUCUCUUUCUGUGGAACAACGACCAUGUCGAGAAUUUGAUCAAGCAAAACCGUGGAGUCAUACUGCCAAUCAUCUUCCCUGCCUUGGAGAAUAACGCGAGAAACCACUGGAAUCAAGCGGUGCAGAGCCUGACCCUCAAUGUCCGAAAAAUCUUCUCUGAUGUGGAUCCGGAGCUCUUUGAGGAGUGCUUGGUCAAGUUCCAAGAAGAUGAUGCACGACAAGAAGAAACCAAGACCAGACGUGAAGCAGCAUGGAAGCGCUUGGAGGAUAUCGCCACCACCAACACUGAAUCAGUGCUCGUUCCACUCCCCAACAACGCCCCAUCUGGUUGAAGAAAAAGGAACACAACACUCACACUUGUUGGUUUUUGAGCUUUUGAAAAUGGAUGGUAACUCUUGGGAUCAGAGGUGAACGAGUCGAUGGAAGCUCGUGUCUUCGAUUUUUUGUCCCAUCAGGUCGAACCAUACGACCGUGUGAUCGCCAUACACGGAGUGUAUAUACACAGCCAAGGUUACAGAUUCUUCAACACACCUUGCAUUCUUUGUUUUUUUUGUAAGCUCUUAGAAAUUUAGAAUGAUUGAAACUAAAAAAGUUGUAUUUGAAUUUGGUUGGGCUGUUUAGAACUGAGUUUUGAUUUGAUGUGCUAUAUAUGUAUGUUUGAUCA
This is a messenger RNA of Salvia miltiorrhiza (redroot sage), 2479 nucleotides long. Its product is annotated as serine/threonine protein phosphatase 2A 57 kDa regulatory subunit B' theta isoform-like. Gene Ontology annotation, cellular component: protein phosphatase type 2A complex. The record is from RefSeq and is a predicted model, not a curated record. The transcript has 3 exons. NCBI's taxonomy places the organism in Eukaryota, Viridiplantae, Streptophyta, Magnoliopsida, Lamiales, Lamiaceae. Gene Ontology annotation, biological process: signal transduction. The coding region runs from base 612 to 2147 and encodes 511 amino acids. Gene Ontology annotation, molecular function: protein phosphatase regulator activity.